Varanus komodoensis (Komodo dragon) is the source of this 2843-nucleotide messenger RNA. It is a transcript of the gene CAMK2A, whose product is annotated as calcium/calmodulin dependent protein kinase II alpha. Gene Ontology annotation, cellular component: cytoplasm; neuron projection. Lineage: Eukaryota; Metazoa; Chordata; Lepidosauria; Squamata; Varanidae. The record is from RefSeq and is a predicted model, not a curated record. The transcript is spliced from 19 exons. The coding region runs from base 1 to 1470 and encodes 489 amino acids. Gene Ontology annotation, biological process: protein phosphorylation. Gene Ontology annotation, molecular function: calcium/calmodulin-dependent protein kinase activity; ATP binding; calmodulin binding.
AUGGCAACCAUCACCUGCAACCGGUUCACAGAAGAAUAUCAGCUUUUUGAAGAGCUGGGGAAAGGUGCUUUCUCAAUUGUGAGGAGGUGUGUGAAGGUAUUGUCGGGACAAGAGUAUGCUGCCAAAAUCAUAAACACAAAGAAGCUCUCAGCUCGUGAUCAUCAAAAGCUGGAACGAGAGGCUCGGAUUUGCCGCCUCCUGAAGCAUCCUAAUAUAGUAAGGCUUCAUGAUAGCAUAUCAGAGGAGGCACACCACUAUCUGAUAUUUGACCUGGUCACAGGUGGGGAGUUGUUUGAGGACAUUGUUGCUAGAGAAUACUAUAGUGAAGCAGAUGCCAGCCACUGUAUUCAGCAGAUCCUGGAAGCUGUCUUACAUUGCCACCAGAUGGGUGUAGUACACCGAGAUUUAAAGCCAGAGAACCUUCUGCUGGCAUCUAAACUGAAGGGAGCUGCUGUUAAAUUAGCUGACUUUGGCCUUGCCAUUGAGGUGGAAGGAGAGCAACAGGCUUGGUUUGGAUUUGCAGGCACUCCAGGCUAUCUUUCUCCUGAAGUGCUUCGAAAAGACCCCUAUGGAAAAGCUGUGGAUUUGUGGGCAUGCGGAGUUAUUCUCUAUAUUCUGCUGGUUGGCUAUCCUCCUUUCUGGGAUGAGGAUCAACACCGACUAUACCAGCAGAUCAAAGCUGGAGCCUAUGAUUUUCCUUCACCUGAGUGGGAUACUGUCACUCCUGAAGCAAAAGACCUCAUCAAUAAAAUGUUGACAAUCAACCCUUCCAAACGUAUCACAGCAGCAGAAGCUCUGAAGCACCCAUGGAUAUCACACCGUUCCACUGUGGCCUCUUGCAUGCACAGACAGGAGACUGUGGAUUGCCUGAAGAAGUUCAAUGCCAGAAGAAAGCUAAAGGGUGCAAUCCUCACUACAAUGUUAGCAACCCGGAAUUUUUCUGGAGGAAAAAGUGGUGGCAACAAGAAGAAUGAUGGUGUGAAGAAAAGAAAGUCCAGUUCCAGCGUUCAGUUAAUGGAAUCUUCAGAGAGUACAAACACCACCAUUGAAGAUGAAGACACCAAAGUACGGAAACAGGAAAUCAUUAAGGUGACGGAGCAGCUGAUUGAAGCAAUAAGCAAUGGGGACUUUGAGUCCUACACAAAAAUGUGUGAUCCUGGCAUGACCGCUUUUGAACCAGAGGCUCUGGGGAAUCUGGUGGAAGGGCUAGAUUUCCAUCGAUUCUACUUUGAAAACUUAUGGUCCAGAAACAGCAAACCAGUCCACACUACUAUUCUGAACCCACAUAUCCACUUAAUGGGAGAUGAGUCUGCCUGUAUUGCUUAUAUCCGCAUCACACAAUAUGUUGACACAAAUGGGAUCCCUCGCACUGCACAGUCUGAGGAGACCCGAAUCUGGCACCGCCGGGAUGGCAAAUGGCAAAUUGUUCACUUCCACAGAUCUGGAGCACCUUCUGUUUUACCGCACUGAAGCACAGCCACGCAGGCCAAGUUUCUCACUGCCUCACUACCAAGGGAAGUUCCCUGCUAUACUUUAUCUAAGGAACUUGGCUGCUGACUCUACUACUUGGUUCUUGCUGGAAUUGCUCUCUCACACAGCGCUCCUCACCAAAAUAAGCCGAGAAUUUAAUAGACUUCUCCUUCUGUUUCACACGCUCAUGUUUGCCACGUUGUGCCAUUCUCGUAGAAUAGGGCAAAUGCCAGGGCCCUAUUGCAUGAAGCAGCUUUCUGUGUAAAAGGAGAAACACCUGAAGAAUAGACUGAGACACAGCCUUCAGCUAAUACUCGGCAGAGCUCACGGAUUCACAUUCAUUAAAUAUUUUUCACAAUUAACCAUGCUUGUCACAGGGACAGGAUCUAUUCAGUCUACUAUUUCCACUAGUCUUAAGGUAACUGAGAAAAAACAGAACAUGCAAAGAAAAUUCCAACUACCAUGUGCCAAGGGAAGCUGCGUAGCCACCUCCAUUCACUAGUGGAUUGGUAUCCACCCAUGAACAGUGCUCUUGCCCUGUUAAGCUCUGUCAAUUUAUUUAUUUGUAACAUUUAUAUACCACCCCUCAUUAUAUAAAUUCCAGGGCAUUCAUGGUGGUCUGUCCACCCUUAAUACCUGCAUUUUCCAUGCACCAUUAAGCUAAAAUCUGACGUAUCAACUUUACUUAAACCCUCAGAAACUUCUGUUGGGGUGAAUAUUGCUUUAUUCAGAAUGGUAAGUAAAAUGCACCAUUAAUCUAUCUUCCCAAAAAAGAAUGUUUUUUUGUGACUGGGCUAACAGAAAUUCACAACACUUUUAAUGAUAUAUUUGCUCAUUCUCUUCUUCCUCUCAAGCUUGACAGAAAGGAAACAGUUGACACUUUAUUGGCAUUUCAAUAUGCCAAGAGUAAAUAGGGAUAACUUUAAAAAUCCAGCUUGCUAGCAGGAUACUUUUUCCAUAUUAUUUUUAAUGCAGUGGCAUGGGCAGUUUUUGCCACAAUCCAAUAGAAUAUUGUAACUUUCUUUUAUCGAUGUUCAGCUUGGCAAAAACCUCCAUAAAUUCAACUUUUUUUCAAUGGCCUUUUGCUCCCUUAUCUACAGCAUGUUUAUCCUCUGCCCCUCCAAGACACAGUUUCAUAAUUAAGCUAAAAUAAAUAAAUGAACACAUAGCUCAAACCUUUCCCUUGCCCAUCACAAUUUUCUUACAUAAACACUUCAUGAAAUGUAGCAGCACUGAAGAUGCUGACCCUAUGGAAGCAGAACUGCCCCUUCAGUUUGAAACAAAAAUAGAGGCCAAGACUUUCCAGCAAAGACAGAGAAUGCAAGCAUUGCUAAUGACACUCUGAGGCAUUUUGAUUAUGCUUUUAACAAACA